Vidua macroura (Pin-tailed whydah) is the source of this 417-nucleotide messenger RNA. Its product is annotated as feather beta keratin-like. The record is from RefSeq and is a predicted model, not a curated record. Gene Ontology annotation, cellular component: intermediate filament. NCBI's taxonomy places the organism in Eukaryota, Metazoa, Chordata, Aves, Passeriformes, Viduidae. Bases 106 to 417 code for a protein of 103 amino acids. The transcript is spliced from 2 exons. Gene Ontology annotation, molecular function: structural constituent of cytoskeleton.
CCAGAACCUGCAUAAAAGCCGGCCCAGAGCCUCUCUCCCUCACACACUUCUCCUGACGCCUUCUCCUUCUGCUCCAGCUGACAAGGCACCCUCCACACCACAGCCAUGGCCUGCAACAACCUCUGCCGACCCUGCGGACCCACCCCGCUGGCCAACAGCUGCAACGAGCCCUGUGCCCUGCAAUGCCAGGAUUCCCGCGUCAUCAUCGACCCUUCCCCUGUGCUGGUCACCCUGCCAGGACCCAUCAUGACCUCCUUCCCCCAGAACACCGCCGUCGGAUCCACCUCCUCGGCUGCUCUGGGCACUGAACUCAAUGCCCAGGGACAGCCCAUCUCUGGUGGAUUUGGCUUUGGCCUUGGCUACGGCCUGGGAGGCCUGGGCUGCUAUGGCAGAAGGGGCUAUGGCUACAUCUGCUAA